AUGGCUGACAUCUUCUACACAGUUCCUCAGGCCUAUAACAUAUCGCGGGAUCAGCUAUUCUUGGUGUGGCUGUUCCCCGCUCAUGGAGAAUCCCCGGGUGGCGUGAACCUAGCUGGCCUGUCGCCAUAUGCAGACAACAACGUCGCCUUGUACGGCGACACUGUCGCUAGUGUGCCCAUGGAGGAUUUCGAAGCUAUCCACGAUCUGCGCCGACGUGGGACCGACCUCGACAUAAGGGACCUUGCUGAUAGGCUGCUUGAGAUCACAUACGGUACGGACCAGCUAGUGCCCCAGGUACCGGUGUCACUGUUCGUGGCAUCGCGCCGGAUGGAAGGUUUCCCUGUGGACCUGGUGCCCAGAUACCGAACCGCCUUGGCGAAUAUUGCCGGCCCUAAUGAACAGGAGCCUGUUAGGGCACACACCGAUAGGGACAGUGAUUUGUACAAAUACUCGGUGUUGGCGUGGUGGAGAAAGUUCGGGGCAAACGACCCCCUGUUACAUCAGCAUAGCGACCUGGAUAGGCUAUUACGUGCCAUGUUGUACACCAUGACACCCUACGCAUGCACUAACCCAUUCCUGGCUUCCGACACUGACCCUUUAUACACGAGCGAGUCACGCAAUUUGCGCAUUGAUACUAUGCGAUGGGCGUUUCCUAUGUCCAGUGAGGUGUAUGCGGGUGUGGCCAGGAUUGACGUAGAGAUCGUGACCACGCGCGAGUUGCUGAGGGGGGAUACGCCAGAAGCUAAUACCCGGCGGCACCGCGUCAGGGACGGUAACACUGCCUUGAUAUACAUCCCAAAAGCGCUGGAGUGGACUAGGGGAUAA
Molecule: messenger RNA, 825 nt
Organism: Gregarina niphandrodes
Lineage: Eukaryota; Apicomplexa; Conoidasida; Eugregarinorida; Gregarinidae
Exons: 1
Coding region: 1-825 (274 amino acids)
Source: RefSeq, a predicted model, not a curated record